Molecule: messenger RNA, 1865 nt
Organism: Mercurialis annua (annual mercury)
Lineage: Eukaryota; Viridiplantae; Streptophyta; Magnoliopsida; Malpighiales; Euphorbiaceae
Product: adenosylhomocysteinase
Exons: 2
Coding region: 90-1547 (485 amino acids)
Biological process (GO): L-methionine cycle
Cellular component (GO): cytosol
Molecular function (GO): adenosylhomocysteinase activity
Source: RefSeq, a predicted model, not a curated record
UUAUCCCUCGUCUUCUUUCUCUCUACAAAACCCUGUAAACCCUAAUCUAGAGAGAGAAAGUAAAUCUCCUUCCUCAUUUCUAUUCAAAAAUGGCUUUGCUCGUCGAGAAGACAACCAGUGGCCGCGAAUACAAGGUCAAGGACAUGUCUCAGGCCGACUUCGGUCGUCUUGAGCUUGAACUUGCCGAGGUCGAAAUGCCCGGUUUGAUGGCAUGCCGAACCGAAUUCGGCCCAUCUCAGCCUUUCAAAGGAGCCAAGAUUACCGGCUCGCUCCACAUGACUAUCCAAACCGCUGUUCUUAUUGAAACCCUAACCGCCUUGGGCGCUGAGGUUCGUUGGUGUUCAUGCAACAUCUUCAGUACCCAAGAUCAUGCUGCUGCUGCUAUUGCCCGUGACUCGGCGGCCGUGUUUGCGUGGAAGGGGGAGACUCUUCAGGAGUACUGGUGGUGUACUGAGCGUGCUCUUGACUGGGGUCCCGGUGGCGGCCCAGAUCUGAUCGUUGAUGAUGGUGGUGACGCUACUCUUUUGAUCCAUGAAGGUGUUAAGGCUGAGGAGCUUUUUGAGAAGACGGGUGAGGUUCCUGACCCGACUUCGACUGAUAACACUGAGUUUCAGCUUGUUUUGACUAUUAUUAGAGAUGGGUUGAAGACGGAUCCUAAGAGGUACCGUAAAAUGAAGGAGAGAUUGGUGGGUGUUAGUGAGGAGACUACUACCGGUGUUAAGAGAUUGUAUCAGAUGCAAGCUAACGGAACUUUGUUGUUCCCUGCCAUUAACGUUAACGACUCCGUUACUAAGAGCAAGUUCGACAACUUGUAUGGAUGCCGUCACUCGCUCCCCGACGGUUUGAUGAGGGCUACUGAUGUUAUGAUUGCCGGAAAGGUCUCUGUUGUCUGUGGUUAUGGUGAUGUUGGCAAGGGUUGUGCCGCUGCCUUGAAGCAAGGUGGAUCUCGUGUGAUUGUUACAGAGAUUGAUCCCAUCUGUGCCCUUCAGGCUCUUAUGGAAGGCUUCCAAGUCUUGCCCCUUGAGGAUGUUGUGUCUGAAGCCGAUAUCUUUGUUACCACCACCGGUAACAAGGACAUCAUCAUGGUUGGUGACAUGAGGAAGAUGAAGAACAAUGCUAUUGUUUGCAACAUUGGUCACUUUGACAAUGAGAUCGAUAUGCACGGACUUGAGACCUUCCCUGGUGUGAAGAGAAUCACCAUCAAACCCCAAACCGAUAGGUGGGUGUUCCCCGAUACCAAGUCUGGUGUUAUUAUUUUGGCCGAGGGGCGACUCAUGAACUUGGGAUGUGCCACUGGCCACCCAAGUUUCGUUAUGUCUUGCUCUUUCACCAACCAGGUUAUUGCCCAGCUUGAAUUAUGGAAUGAGAAGGAUACCGGCAAAUACGAGAAGAAGGUGUAUGUGUUGCCCAAGCACCUCGAUGAGAAGGUUGCUGCUCUUCACCUCGGAAAGCUUGGAGCCAAGCUUACCAAGCUCUCCAAGGACCAGGCUGACUACAUCAGCGUACCCGUUGAGGGUCCAUACAAGCCUGCUCACUACAGGUAUUGAUGGGGGAAGAGCGGAAGUUCGAGAAAAGGAUGCGCAUGUUUGGGCGGCGGCUUGAUUGUUUUGUUUUUACAUUUUGAUGAUGAAUUGUGGUAGAAUGGUAGGAUUUAAUUUUGGUAGGAUUUUGUGAUUUGGAGGGGAGGAGUUGGGUUGAAUGAAUUGAGAGGGUCUCUGUUGAUGGAAGACCAGAAUGGGGAAGAAUAAGGUUUUGGAAUGGGGUUGUGUGGGAUGUACUAUUGCUGCUGCCAUUUGGGUUCUGGUGCAGCUUUUUUUUAUUAAUUAUUUACCCAAAAAAAUAUUACUUAUCAUUUGUUUUUGUCA